AUACGUCACACGUCAUGUCAUACGUCACUCUCGCCGUUGUAGAGACAUGGCGGGUGCUUACAGGUUAAAUAUUACAGACAUGUUCACAUGUACAACGUAUAUCACCCACACAAUUCUCUGUGUAUAAGUUCGAUCGUGUACACAGCGGUAAAGAUUUCACAUGCAGCUUCAAGAAAAGUAAGCAGAAGUAGUUUUCAAUAUUUUGGCAAAUUUGUGUCUGUGGUAUACUUUUCUACUUUUUACCUCUACUUUUAUGGGAAAAUGCGUUUAAUGUCAAUCAAAAAAAGAAUGCAUUCACGUUUUGGGCUGUUGCCUUACCUUAUUGUUGGCACGGCUGGCAUUUUAAUAGUCUACUGUGUUUGGAAUUUAUUGUUUGCUACCCCUGAAGUGCUUAGUUACAAAGUCAAAGAGGAUAAGCAAGAGAAAGAUAGAGCUAGGAACCCAGACCCUAAAUGGUCUAUUCUGCAGAAGCCGAAAAACGCUGCGAAGCAGGAGUUGAAAAAAGAAAGAGCUCUUAACGGGUGGAAGCAGGAGAAAGUUUUUUUGAACCCAGACCCCAAAUGGUCUGUUCUGGAGGAGAAAAAACUUCAAGAUCGCUUGAAUAAAAACCAUCUUAAUGAAGAACAGGAUGUACAGCAGAUAGUAAAGGAAAAACAGCAAGAGAAGGCCCAGGAUCAGAAUUUCAGUCCAGGACUCUUUCAACAUCUGGAUCCUGCUGAUGAAGCCUUUUUCCAUCAGCUGGAGCGCUUGGUCCACCUUGAUCUCAAAGGUGCCCCUCCCCUUGUGAGCUACCUAGAACAGUUAUUUCCUUUGCUCAAGUCUCUUGGUGCUACAGGCCUGCUUAUAGAGUAUGAAGACAUGUUUCCAUACAGUGACAGCCUCAGCCUUCUUGCUGCAGGCAAUGCUUAUUCACAGACAGACCUGCAGCGCAUUCAGAUGGCUGCUCGCCGAAACGACCUCGAGAUUGUGCCUUUGGUACAGACAUUUGGACACAUGGAGUUUGUGCUUAAGUAUGAAAAGUAUAUGAGUUUAAGAGAACUAAAUUUUACACCACAGGUCAUCACCCCAACCAGAGAGGAAUCCUACCUGCUACUCCAGCAGAUGAUUAUACAGAUUCUACAGGCUCACCCUGAGGCAAAACACAUUCAUUUGGGCUGUGAUGAAGUGUUUGAUCUUGGUAAAGGCCAAAGUCACACCUUGUUGAUCAGGGAGAAUCUUACCCCAGAGAAUGUUUUUCUUCGUCAUGUGACCAGAUUGGCUAAGUUUAUUCGAUCUACUUACCCUCACAUUAAGCCCUUGAUUUGGGAUGAUUGGAUUCGAAAUAUCGAUGAAAAGACUAUAGAGUUGUCUGAAUUAAACAAGGUUGUGGAGCCAGUGGUGUGGUGUUACGAGAACAAUAUCAUGGACCAUAUAAAGCGGCCGGUGUGGGAGAAAUAUGGCCAGCUCUUCGAAGGUGUGUGGGUGGCGUCAGCCUUCAAAGGUGCCACAGGUAGUAGCGAGUUCAUCACUAACGCCUCUUUUCACAUUGACAACAACCUUCAAUGGGUAGCUGUCAUCCGUAACCUAGGCAUCCACGAAAUGCUGGUGAACUUCCGGGGCAUUGCCCUGACUGGUUGGCAACGCUAUGACCACUUUGCCACAUUGUGUGAGCUUUUGCCUGUCGGCCUUCCCUCAUUGGCCAUGUGUCUUUCGGCAACCAAGAAUGGAGACUUUAGUAAACAGCAGCAGGUAACAGCCAGUAGUGCCUUGGGAUGCUCUCUUCCUCUGGAGUUGCCUGCUCUGAGUGGAAAAGAUGAAUAUAUAAUCGGAGACUGCAGAUUCCCAGGUAGUGAUGUCUUUUAUGCAGUGCGCCAACUCUGGAGCAAGGUGACUACCACAGAGCAUGAUGAUCGCUUAAAAUCACCUAUAUCAGGUUGGCUGACAAACUACCAGGUGCGCAGAGGCUUCUCCAGCUCAUGGCAUAUGAGCAGCUUGUAUAGAGAACUUGCAGUGGUAAUUAGUCAUUUUCAGUCUCUGUUGAAUGAGCUGAAAGGCUAUUUGCUGAAGGUCUAUGACAGGAAUACAGUUGAUGAGUGGCUGGAGACUAAUGUCCAUAGCCGCAUUGCCAAGCUAGAAGACAUUUUAGGCAAGGCAGAGGCUCUUAUGAAGAAAACUACAUGGCCACGUCGUCCACUGGGGCCUCCACCUAUGAAAUCACGGUCUGAUGAAGUUGGCCAAAAGCUGCAGUCUAGCGAUUUCAGUCCAGCAACCCAAGGUGUGGAAGUGGUGCCCAUCCAAGGACAGGUGGAUAGUAUUCAAAAUCUGCCCAUCCAUUUGAGAGCAAACAUUCCAGGAAAUGGGAAUAUCCCUGUUAUAAAUUCCCAGGUCCAAGGUGUGAAUGGCGCCGUCACCCACGGAAGUGAAGGAUAUUGGCAGGGUGGGAAACUAUCUGAUGUGCUGCGUCAGAGCUUCACGCCAACUGUACCCAGCAAACUGAGGUACAUUCAGAGUGGAAAUGCAUAUGCAGAUGUUAAACAUGGGCUAGGACAGAAUGACUACAUACAGAAUUUCCAGCAGCCUCAGCAAGUUGUUGGUAGCCAGUAUGAAGGUCAAUCUGCAAGCAGAAGAUGGAAUAAUGCUGUACCUCAAAAUGGUGACAAUCGUUUCCCAUUUCAGCAGCAGGUCCGGACCAGACAGGGCAAAUGACUGGCAGGGCAAACAGAGGACAUAGUAAAGUACGGGAUUGAAAAUGCAAUUGUGGCUGAGGAACAUGGGACUUGGUGGAUUUUACAAGAGCCCAGUGUUAUUUUUUAUAUUAAUGAUUCCCAGACCUUGUCUAGAAUUAUUCAGACAUCCUUUCCCAAACCUGUUUUAGCUGUAACAUGAUUCAGUCCAGAGAUUUGAAGUUCUCUCUCACACACAUAACGUUUGAAGCGAAAUAGUUUACUGUAGCAGUAUUUGAGAUUUGGCAUUGUUUUCAUGCAAUCAUUCCCUCGCUGUUAACUGAUAACACAGAUGAGUCCCUACGUGUCAGGAAAAACUUAGCAUAUUUGAAAAAAAAAGAUUUCCAGUCCUUCAAAAAGUCAGCAUUUAAAGUAAUUAACGAUCAGGAAAUUCGCUAAAAGUAUUAUUUCUGUAAUUGUUUCUUUUAAAAAGUGCUUUAAGUAUAAAUUUAAAUGGCUACAUUUUGGUGAGGGGCCCAAAAUAUGCGAGAGUUACACAGGUACUGCAGAACUUGAAAUUAUUGGUCUACUUUCUUCAAACUAGUAUUGAAAUGACAGUCUAGAUUAGAAUGAUAGCAGCUGAAUAGCUUAAAUCGAUCAGUUGUUCACCAACCAGCUGUAAGUUUGUAGGAGUAGGUAAUGAGAAUGAACAAAAGGUGUAAUAAUUUGGGAAGCAUAUGGAUUAAAAGGAAUUCUUUCUAUUUGGUGUGGAACUUGUCAUAAACAUUGACAAGUGACAGCCACACAUUUAAAAAAAUGAUAAAAUUGAAAUAUUUGGUAAGUGAAUGUGCUGUUCAACCUCAAGCAUGUUUUGGUGCAAAAACAUUUCUAUUGAUGACAAAGGGUCGUUAUAUUUUUUGUUUGCUGAAUUGUGCAUUAAGCAAUGCACAUGAAAAAGGACUUUUUCCUGCAAAGUGGGACAGAUAAAAAAAUCGUGCAGGUCGUGAAGUGAUUCAUAGACAAAGUACACAAAACAGAUUAUAACAUCAAGAAAGAACAAAUGCUUAUUUUUAAAAAGGAUAUUUAGAAAUUUCUUCCUAUAUUUGUUUUGUGGGUUUUUUUUUUUUUUUUAGUUAACUGAAUUUUUCAAAUAAAAGCAUUGUGUGCCUACAUGACUACUUUGAGAGCUUUUGUAUGAAAAAAAAAAGGCUUAAGAAAAUAUAUAUGUAAAGCAUCCACAAAAGUAAUAAAGACAAUAAAAUGCA
Molecule: messenger RNA, 3907 nt
Organism: Pomacea canaliculata
Lineage: Eukaryota; Metazoa; Mollusca; Gastropoda; Architaenioglossa; Ampullariidae
Product: hexosaminidase D-like
Exons: 4
Coding region: 88-2685 (865 amino acids)
Biological process (GO): carbohydrate metabolic process
Molecular function (GO): hexosaminidase activity
Source: RefSeq, a predicted model, not a curated record